GUGUAUCUCUUGAACGUUUGACGACCAUUGGUUCUUCAACCAAGCCGCGUGAGCAAUUGCGCGCGAACCCGGUCGGGGGCAACUAGACGCUGCAAGGGUCAGCAUGUCGCCCACUGUUGAUGCUUAGCUUACUUAUAGACCAACCUCAGAUCAACGACAGAGCAGCGUAUCUGGCCAUCUCGCGUAAAAAGAAAUUUCGUACGACGCCAGGAGCAAUCUCCCGCGCUGCCUACUUAUAGUCAGCUUCACGAGGGGUAAUGUAUACUCACUCGCUCACUUGCUGCACAUACAUCAGCAGAAAUGGCGUUUGCUCUGGCCACCUCCCGCAAGGCUCUGCAGGUCACCUGCAAGGCGACCGGCAAGAAGACCGCUGCCAAGGCUGCUGCUCCCAAGAGCUCUGGCGUUGAGUUCUAUGGCCCCAACCGCGCCAAGUGGCUGGGCCCCUACUCUGAGAACUCGACCCCCGCCUACCUGACUGGCGAGUUCCCCGGCGACUACGGCUGGGACACUGCCGGUCUGUCGGCUGACCCGGAGACCUUCAAGCGCUACCGCGAGCUGGAGCUGAUCCACGCCCGCUGGGCUAUGCUGGGCGCCCUGGGCUGCCUGACCCCCGAGCUGCUGGCCAAGAGCGGCACCAAGUUCGGUGAGGCCGUGUGGUUCAAGGCCGGCGCCCAGAUCUUCUCUGAGGGCGGCCUGGACUACCUGGGCAACCCCUCUCUGGUGCACGCCCAGAACAUCGUCGCCACCCUGGCUGUGCAGGUCAUCCUUAUGGGCCUGAUUGAGGGCUACCGCGUCAACGGCGGCCCGGCUGGCGAGGGCCUGGACCCCCUGUACCCCGGCGAGUCGUUCGACCCCCUGGGCCUGGCUGACGACCCCGACACCUUCGCUGAGCUGAAGGUGAAGGAGAUCAAGAACGGCCGCCUGGCCAUGUUCUCCAUGUUCGGCUUCUUCGUCCAGGCCAUCGUGACCGGCAAGGGCCCCGUCCAGAACCUGGACGACCACCUGGCCAACCCUGGUGUGAACAACGCCUUCGCCUUCGCCACCAAGUUCACCCCCUCCGCGUAAAGCUAUUGCGGUUUGUUGCUGGGGCUCGUAGCCUACGAGGAUGCUGAGGAUAAUAAGGGCAUUCGCGCGUGUGUGCAGUCUAUUCGGAGCGAGCAACGCUAGCCCUUGAGGCUAGUGGCUAACGCUGGGUGCACAGUAUAUUGUGUGAUGUACUGCGAGCUAUACACUGCCACAUGCACACACACAAUGUUGUGCCUUCAAUUUUGACAUACAGCUGACAUUGGCUGGAUUUGUACUCAUGUUACUUUUUGUACCAUAACGCGGUUAUUAAGGCGGUGGUGAGGUAGUGGUGCGGAGCACGGAAGAGAGGACACAGACACAAGAGUGCCCCCAUGUGGGAGUGCAGCGCAAGCGCGUGCAUAACACGUCUUGUUGUAACCAUCACGUACAAUGUUCAUGGCUGCCCAGCGCACGGAUGCCCCGCUGGAGCACUGCGCACUUAUCAGCAACGGACAGGUGGCGGUGUGCUUGGAUUGUCAGCUACCGUAUUAGCGCUACCGCGUCCUUCCCAGACUCUCCUGCAGUGUGCUACGCAGGAGCUGCACCACCCAACCCCGUCAUGCGGGCGCUUGUUGGCGUGUUGCCAGACCUGGUAGCCCCUGCCAGAUCCAGGCCAAGUGUUAGGCGGGGACGCACUCCUGCAGGGGCGUCCCUGUGCAGUUCGCGUGGCUGACAGAUGGUCCUGCUGGCUGCUGGAAGCAUGUUUCGAGGCGUGUGGAAGCCUGGGCGCUAAGCAGGAUGCUGCAUGGGGGCGUGGCGGGCCUGGCGCGGGUAGGUGCGGGCCUGUUCGGGUAGCCGAGGCACAGUCAGGGCCCCGUGUCACUGCACGGCCUGGCGCACCUUUGCCGGUAUUAUAUUGCAAGCGGAGUCGCACACCUGCACGGUUACUAUCGCAUUCACGCAUCGCAUGCGGGCGGCAGCAAGGGAUGGGAAGAGGAUGCGCGGAUGUCUGGGCAAGUAGCAUACUCCCGGUUGCCCGCGUUCAUUUACGCUGUGUGGCCCAUGGCAUGUAGCAAAGCCUCACGACGCACCGGCCGCUUGACCUGGCAGCCCUGGCGGCCCCUGACGGCUCCAGGCCGUCCUACACGCAGCACGCAGGAGCACGCACACCCCUUGGGUGCCUGGAGCACCAGGGGCGAGCAUCGCUUACCGCGGUGCUGUCUGCUGUGCGCUGCCUUGAGGGACUUGCAAAGUGAAUGGCCGGAUUGCUUCGCAGGUUUCGCGCGGGGGGGCUGUACUUUUGGGCGAAAUCGGUCUCAUCCGGGCCCCCGGCGAGCACUGCACAGCGAAUGGUGCAACGAAUUGUACAGCCCCGCUUUCGCCCCCUCUAGACCUUCCACAGAGUGUUUAGUCCCCGAUUAUGCCAUGGUUAUCCCGGGGCGGGAGCGGCGGCGUGUUUGCGGUGGGAGAGGGGGCGAGGGGGGGAGCCGGGGGGAGUGCAGACAGGUUCGCGAGGUCGCCGAGGCCCCGCGCCAACUUGCGCUGCGUAGACCUCGAUUAGCAGAUGCUAUUUUAGCCUUUUCCAAGCACUUACAAGCUCUGUAUUUUCCGUGUACUUUUCGCGUGUGCAAUUCGGCGCGAAGCCGAAAAUCAUGCGAUUGACCCUGUACCGUGUACUUUUGCCCCGCGCGAUGGCUCCCAGAACCGGCCAUUCACUUUGCAAGUCCCUGUAAGCACAUACAUGC
Messenger RNA from Chlamydomonas reinhardtii, 2750 nucleotides. RefSeq lists its product as uncharacterized. The record is from RefSeq and is a predicted model, not a curated record. The coding region runs from base 301 to 1065 and encodes 254 amino acids. NCBI's taxonomy places the organism in Eukaryota, Viridiplantae, Chlorophyta, Chlorophyceae, Chlamydomonadales, Chlamydomonadaceae. The transcript has 6 exons. Gene Ontology annotation, cellular component: chloroplast thylakoid membrane; plastoglobule; chloroplast envelope. Gene Ontology annotation, biological process: response to light stimulus; photosynthesis, light harvesting in photosystem I.